Marasmius oreades (fairy-ring Marasmius) is the source of this 1021-nucleotide messenger RNA. RefSeq lists its product as uncharacterized. The transcript is spliced from 8 exons. NCBI's taxonomy places the organism in Eukaryota, Fungi, Basidiomycota, Agaricomycetes, Agaricales, Marasmiaceae. The record is from RefSeq and is a predicted model, not a curated record. Gene Ontology annotation, biological process: intracellular zinc ion homeostasis; zinc ion transmembrane transport. The coding region runs from base 17 to 1021 and encodes 334 amino acids. Gene Ontology annotation, cellular component: membrane. Gene Ontology annotation, molecular function: zinc ion transmembrane transporter activity.
CUUUGAACCCACCAUCAUGGCCACGAAUUCAAAUUGGAUUUGGAUUUUCGGACGUUCUUCGCUUUCACGGCCACUUCUCGUCGCUCUUUUCAUACUCGUUAUCGCUUCUGUCAAGCCCGUACACUCGUUAUCACUUUCAGUCACGGAUAAAGACAUAGAGCAAUGUCUUCCUGUGAAACAGCUCAGUGCAUUGAAAAUUCACCUGGAGGAACAAGAGUCGCCAAUAAUGCGCAAGAUAUUCGCUGUGCUUUUCCCUUUUGGCCCCGCAUGGAACUCAAUCCUUGGAACGUUCUACAUCAGCUCUGUUCCCAAUUUUAUCCUAGCGUUCAUCCCCGCUGAAAUCCACGGAGACACGUUGAACACUAUGACGGCUUUUGCUACCGGAGGCCUUCUCUCUGAUGUAUUUCUACACCUAGUGCCUCACUCGUUCAUGGGAGAACAUCAGGACCUGGGUGCUCACUUCAUCAUGAUUGAAGAAAAACGGAACAUUCUGAUUGGGCUUGGCAUAUUCUUAGGUUUUGCGUCGUUUUUCAUAAUGGAGAAGACCCUACGAGUUCUUGGAAGUGGAGGAGAUAAUCACGGUCACUCCCAUUCCAAAUCCUACGUUCCCGGUGAAUCCGAAGAUGAGACCUCCGGGAACUCGACAGCAAUAGCGAAAUCCGAUAUCAAAUCGCGCAAAUCGACUUCUGCAAAGACCAAUUCUCAGCCGGAGAAAGUCGCGCCAAGUAAUCGUAAUGGACCAUCCAAACUCUCUGCUUACCUCAAUCUAUUUGGAGACUUUGUUCAUAACAUAACAGAUGGCUUAGCUAUGGCAGCAUCCUUCUACGCGUCUCCGGUGAUUGGGGCUACUACUACUUUAGCAUGUUUUGCCCACGAGAUUCCCCAUGAAAUCGCCGACUACUCGAUUUUGAUCCGUAGUGGUUUCUCAAAGAGGCAGGCCAUGCAAUCUCAAUUUUUGACUGCCAUUGGAGCUUUCGUUGGGUGCGUUUUUUCACACCGCCGGUUCAAUGCGAAUGGCUGA